Messenger RNA from Naumovozyma castellii, 1602 nucleotides. RefSeq lists its product as uncharacterized. Lineage: Eukaryota; Fungi; Ascomycota; Saccharomycetes; Saccharomycetales; Saccharomycetaceae. The coding region runs from base 1 to 1602 and encodes 533 amino acids. The record is from RefSeq and is a predicted model, not a curated record. The transcript has a single exon.
AUGACCUCUAAGAACCACUUCAUUGUUCGAAUAACAAAUGCUCUGUUCAAACAAUCAUUAUCUAAAACUGCUCAGCCAGUUUUCUCUAAACCGAUUUCUCAUUUUGAGAUUAAACCCAAUGAGAACUGGGUUCUGUGGGGCCCUGGAAAAGCCAAAAUGAUGAAUAUCUUAUCGAAUAAAUACUUAUGUGAAUCACCAACAUCUAUGAGCUUUAUGAAAUUGAAUCCUCAUGUGGAACAAGUGCAGUUUAAAGGUGUUAUUCCAACAGCUCAUUUAAGUGCCCGUUAUGAAUAUUACAAGGAUGAGUUUGACCAAACUUGUAAACAAUUUAUUUUGGAUAAUGGUGCGAACUCUAACAAAGUUUCAUAUAAGAUCAGCACGUCAGACAGAAAGGUCAAUAUGGAACUGUAUAAUAAAUUGAUUAAAAGCUUGAAGUUAGUGGAACUACAAGAUAGAUAUGCUAUGGGGUUGAGUAAUGGACAAAUGAGAAGGGCCAGACUGACGCACACUUUACUGAAAGAACCUGAUCUAUUGCUUGUGGAUGAUCCCUUUUUAGGAUUGGAUCCUACGGCGACUUCUAUCAUUUCUAAAUUCUUGGCUACUUACAAUCAUGAGACUUUGGGUGGGUGUCCCAUUGUUAUUGGUUUGAGAUAUCAAGAUCCAUUACCUGCAUGGACAACACAUAUUUGUUGUGUAGACGAAACAAAUGGUAUUUUAUUCCAAGGUCCCAUAAAUGAAUUACAGCAGAAAAUAAAUGCCAUAAAAAGUCGAGAAGAUAAAAUACUCCAAGAGAAAAAGGUUCUAAAAACUGCAGAGAAUUCCUUUGAAAUAGACGAUUUGGUAGCGUCGCAUCCGAUGUAUGGAAGGGAUAGACACGAAAUUAUAAAGAUGCCAGAAACGAUUGAAUUAAAAGGAUUAGAUGUAUCAUAUAAAGGUGAGUUUGUUUUGAGGAAUUUACGUUGGAAAGUGGAACCUGGUAGUAAAUGGCAUAUUAGAGGUGACAACGGAAGUGGUAAGUCCACAUUGUUGUCAUUACUUACAGCAGAACACCCACAGUCAUGGAACUCCAAAGUUGUGGAAAAUGGAAAAGAAAGAAGAACAGGAAAUGCAAAUUAUUUCGAUAUAAAUAAGCGAAUCGGAAUGUCCUCUCCAGAGUUACAUGCCAUCUUCUUAAAGAAUUCAGGUGAUAGAUUGAGCAUUCGUGAGUGUAUCGCAACAGGAUUUCACGAAGGAUCUUCCAAUAAUUUUAUUCCUAUGUGGGACAAAUUGAGUGACAACCAGAAGAAGAUUGUGAACAUGUACAUUACUUACUUUGAAUUACAAGAUAUUUCUGAAACAAAGUUGUUCGAUGAGGUUAGUGUUAGCAAACAGAAAUUGAUCUUAUUUGUUAGAAGCUUGGUCAAGAUGCCCGAAGUACUCAUCUUAGAUGAGGCAUUUUCCGGUAUGGAGGCAGAACCAAUGAUUCGUUGUCAAGAAUUUUUGGAAUAUUGGCCAGGAACUGUUCUUGUUGUAUCUCAUAUUGCAGAAGAAACACCAAAAUGUGAUCAUUUCUUGAGAUUAAUAUCACCUGGUCAAUAUACUAUUGGUAAUAUAGAAAACUGA